AUGCAAAAUAAGCUUCUUUACCUAUCUUGGCUGCCUCCAUUUACAAGAUCUGAAGUCAUUUCGGACUAUCAGGCUGAGUGUAAACCGGUGCGGUGGGAGGAGAAGCAGAUUCGCAGUUUGGAUGGAACUAAAUUGGCUGUUUGUGAGGGUCACAUUCCUGUUCCUCGCAAGGACGAUGAGUCUUUUUCAAAGUUUGGUGCUUUACAAAAUAAAAAUCAUGUCCCGAAACGAAAAAAGUCUGUCGUGAUAUGUUAUUUUCAGGGCAAUGGUGGAUCCACCCCUAUGCGACUACCUCUUCUCUCUCACGUCUUGCGCGGAAUUACAGAAGCGUUGAGGUCAACUUCAUCUCCUAUGUCUGAGCCCGAAGUCUCUCAAUAUACUAUCGCUGCUCUAUCAUACCGCGGUUACUGGACAUCAUCAGGUCGCGCCACACAGUCCGGUAUUGAGAUGGAUGCCCAGGCAUUCUUGACUUGGGUUUCAGAAACUUAUGCGUCCCCAGAAAGCGAUCUUGAGAUUGUAGUUUGGGGACACAGUCUGGGUGCUGCCAUUGCAAGCUCAGCAGUAUCCACAUAUAUUGCCCGCCAACACGAGGGGCAAACCUCAAAUACCAGCAGUAACAGAUCCCUGGCGCCUGUCACUAGGCUCCUUUUGGAGGCGCCAACAUCCAGCAUUAAGGAUAUGCUCAUCAGUCUCUAUCCUCAAAAAUGGCUUCCAUACAGGUAUCUUUGGCCUUUCUCCUGGAAUACCUGGGACAUCAAGGCAAAGAUGAAACAAAUGGCUACAUGGCGAGACCAGCCUGUGUCUCAAAUCCCUAAUUCUGAAGCUACGGCAUCAACACCUCGGUCGCUCCCACCAAUUCUUCUUCUCUCUGCUGAGAAAGAUGAAAUGAUUCCAUCAUACGUACCAGAACAGUUAGAACAACAUGCCAAGUCUCUCGGCUUGGAGAUUGAGAGGAAAGAUGUCCUCGGCGCCAUGCAUAUAGAGGCACCACUCAAACUGGAUGGUAGAAAGGCAAUGGUGCAAUUUAUCCUGAAUGGCACAUCCGUGUCCAGGACAUAA
This is a messenger RNA of Penicillium coprophilum, 1059 nucleotides long. RefSeq lists its product as uncharacterized. The coding region runs from base 1 to 1059 and encodes 352 amino acids. Gene Ontology annotation, cellular component: membrane. The transcript has a single exon. Lineage: Eukaryota; Fungi; Ascomycota; Eurotiomycetes; Eurotiales; Aspergillaceae. The record is from RefSeq and is a predicted model, not a curated record. Gene Ontology annotation, molecular function: palmitoyl-(protein) hydrolase activity.